Messenger RNA from Mesorhabditis belari, 267 nucleotides. NCBI's taxonomy places the organism in Eukaryota, Metazoa, Nematoda, Chromadorea, Rhabditida, Rhabditidae. The record is from the annotation of a GenBank genome assembly.
AUGCCGAAGACGAACGCACUGCCACUUCUGGGCGACUUCAUUUUGGCAGAAAUUUUCGUCACUGCUAUUGGAGUACUUUUUUCGGUGCUCAUUCUGAGUUUACACAAUCGUGCUUUGACACGUGGGUGGAACGUUCCACAGUGGGUCCGAUGGAUUCUCCAUUUCCCAAAAGUUCGACGUCGCAAGAGAUUGCGUCGAAUCCCCGUGGAAGCACCUGAAGAACCACCAGCGUAUGAGCUACACAAUUCGGUUGCAAAAACGCUAAUU